AUGAGCGAACGGGGAUACUGGAUUGCUACCUUCAAAAACCUCAUCGAUAACCAUGGAUUCCUCGAUCAAGUAAUAUUUAUCCCGCAGACAAAUAACACAGAAAGUCUAGAAUGGCUCGCGUCUACUGUGAAACGCACUCCUCUCUAUCAAGUCUUGGGGUUCGGUGAUUAUAUCCAGUGGGGUGGCAUGGAUGGGAAUGUGAUUUUUAUCAAAAUAGAUGGCGAUAUCAUCUUUUUGGAGGAUCAUACGGUCUCUACGAUUGUCAAAACCAAGCUUGAUCACCCUGAUUCCUUAAUAGUUUCAGCAAAUGUUAUUAAUCAAGCAGCUCUUCAAGCCCUCCAUAGCCAUACUGGUGUUGCCCUUCCCUAUCUCCCCGAGCUUUCUUCCUCCGACCAGUCUCGAAUUCCUUUCACCCAGGAUUGGCGGGCCACAGACCUUCCAGCCUGGGAAGGCCCUGCUGAUUUCAAAAUACUAAAGGGAUAUGCUCCUCCCUCUGGGAGUCAUCGCUGGCUUCCGUCGGCGGAUGAGAAUGGGGAUCGAACACCCAUUGGCAUGUCCAUAUAUGGUGACAACGGGCCUGCACUGGAUGACUGGACGGUCCAUGCACAGCAACACUAUUCAUUCCUACAACAUCUCGAAGACGGCGAUCUAUAUCGGUAUAAAUUUCCCGUGUGGGUUGACCCCAUCGAUAGUAUUAGUCCCAACUUCCUUUGUCUACGGGCAGGCGACCCAAGCAUUGUGAAGUCUAUCAUUCAACAGGACGCAGAGAAGCUAUCCUUAGAGGUCGCACAGAACGUUCUGGGUAGCGAUCCAGGCGCUAUAAUCGACGGGAAAGGGUUAGCUGCGCAUUACUCCAUUGAGGCAAGUUUUGGGGGGCUGGACUCUACUGAUAUCCUCCAUCGAUAUCGAGCGUAUGCUGAGGAAAUGGUUUGCCCAGAUACUUUUUGA
Molecule: messenger RNA, 948 nt
Organism: Aspergillus bombycis
Lineage: Eukaryota; Fungi; Ascomycota; Eurotiomycetes; Eurotiales; Aspergillaceae
Exons: 2
Coding region: 1-948 (315 amino acids)
Source: RefSeq, a predicted model, not a curated record